This is a messenger RNA of Astyanax mexicanus (Mexican tetra), 1839 nucleotides long. Its product is annotated as B-cell receptor CD22-like. The coding region runs from base 1 to 1839 and encodes 612 amino acids. The transcript has 12 exons. The record is from RefSeq and is a predicted model, not a curated record. NCBI's taxonomy places the organism in Eukaryota, Metazoa, Chordata, Actinopteri, Characiformes, Acestrorhamphidae.
AUGAGAGUUGAUCUCUCCUGCUCUUAUAAACACCCUGGAGGACUCACAGUGACUGAAUCAUUCUGGUUCAUUAAUGAGCAGCAUGUAGAUCUGCGAGAGGAUGAUCAGUAUAAGGGGAGAGUGCAGUAUUACCAGACCCCAUGUAGAAUGAGAAUCACUGGUCUGAGAGUGAGCGAUGCUCAGACAUAUAAGUUCAGAUUCAACACUGAUGAUCCUGAUGGUAAAUACUUUGGCAGCUCUGGAGUCCGUCUGUCUGUCACAGGUCUGAAGAUUGGUGUGUUGAACACAAAGGAAGGAGGAAAGCAGCUGAACUGUAGCUCCACCUGCACUCUGACUAACCCCACCUACAUCUGGUACAGGAACGAACAGCCUGUAUCUGAGCAGAACAGAGCUGUACUGUAUCUGAGGGACCGCACUGUGGAUGCAGGCAGCUACUCCUGUGCUGUGAAAGAACACGAGGAGAUCCGCUCUGCUGCUGUCUGUGAACUGGGUGAGAAGCAGUGGGGAGUGACUUACACUCCUGAUAGUGUGUGUGCUCUGGAAGGUUCAUCAGUUGAUCUCUCCUGCUCUUAUAAACACCCUGGAGGACUCACAGUGACUGAAUCAUUCUGGUUCAUUAAUGAGCAGCAUGUAGAUCUGCGAGAGGAUGAUCAGUAUAAGGGGAGAGUGCAGUUUUACCGGAACCCAUGUAGAAUGAGAAUCACUGGUCUGAGAGCGAGCGAUGCUCAGACAUAUAAGUUCAGAUUCAUCACUGAUGAUCCUGAUGGUAAAUACACUGGCAGAUCUGGAGUCAGUCUGUCUGUCACAGGUCUGAAGAUUAAAGUGCUGAACACACAGGGAGGAGGAAAGCAGCUGAUCUGUAGCUCCACCUGCGCUCUGACUAACAAUCCCACCUACACCUGGUACAGGAACGGACAGUCUGUAUCUGAGUGUAGUUCUGCCUCCUGCUCUGUAGCUGUGUUCAGAGGAGACAGCUACAGCUACAGCUGUGCUGUUAAAGGCAGUGGUCUCUGCUCUCCUCCAGUGUACUCUCCUAAAGAGACCAGAGCGGUUGUUCUUCCCUCUGGAGGGAGAAAGGAGGGAGAUUCAGUGACUCUGACCUGCAGCAGUGAUGCAGAUCCUCCUGUUCUCACCUUCAACUGGUUUAAACAAAGUGUAAAUGAAUCACUGGGAACAGGCCAGAAUUACAUCAUCACCAACAUCAGCUCCCAGCACAGCGGACUGUACUACUGCACCGCUCUCAACCAGCUCGGACAGCACAGCUCUGCACCCGCCCGUCUGGACGUGUUCUAUCCUCCCAGACCUCCAUCUCUAUCUGAGUUUAACGGGUUUAACGGCUCGAUCACGCUGGUGUGCGUCAGCGACUCCAACCCUGCCAGCUCUUACACCUGGUUCAGGAAGACAGGAAGCAGCUCUGAACCUUUUAGAAACGGCUCUAAUUUAACUUUAGCUGCUGGAACAGCUGGAGUUUUCUACUGUCUGGCAGAGAAUCGAUAUGGAUCAUCCAAUUCAUCAGAGUGGCUGUUUACAUCAGGUGUGUUACAGACUCCAAAGCCUGGAGACGACACAUACCCAGCUCUAAACCUCACCACCACCUCGUCCUCUGAGUACGACACUCUGACACAUGCUACACACUCCCCCAGUGAUACCUACUCAACCCUGAACCCUGCAACCAGGACAUCAUCUGAGUACGACACUCUGACACACGCUACACACUCUGCCAACGACACAUACUCAACUCUCAACCCUGCAACCAGGACGUCCUCUGAGUACGACACUCUGAUGGUUGUUGGUCCUCCCCCGGUGCAGAGCGGAGCUCCAGACGAGGAGAAUAACUAA